CAUUAAAAUAAUCCCACGCUGUAACUAUACGCAUCAAUUUGGCUCUUCGUCCGCGUAGUAGCGAACACAACAACGCUACUAUGGUGUCCGAUAAACGGAAAAGGAGGAAAGAAAAAAAAAAAGAUGUUUACGUUUACAUCUUGUUUACAACAUGGCCGCCCUGUAACAGUGAUGCAGAACGGGAGUCCACUCCGUUCUGCUUUUAGAAGCUUCGCUUAGAUUAAGUUAUUCGCUUUUGCAAGGGAACGGGCCAAAGGCAAGCGGCUCAAAGAUGCCGGCGCUGAUCGAACGACCCAAGAUGAGUCUACAGAUGUGGGCGGCCCUGAAGAAUCACAUCAUGCGCGAGCGAGAAAGGAAAAAACAGGAACAAGAGGCCGACGAAGCGAUAGAGCGGUUGCGUCGGGAGCAGGAAUUGAAGCGCAAGCAAGAUGCCAUGACGUUGGAAGAGAUUAAAGAUCAGGUGACGCAGUCGGAGAAAAAGCUCAAAGAGCUGAAGGAAGAGAAGCAUCAGCUCUUCAUGCAACUCAAGAAAGUACUCCACGAAGAUGACACCCGCCGCCGGGCGCUCGACAAAGAGGCCAGUGAGGUGGCCGCAGCGCAGGCUGCUGCGGUGGCCAGUCAUGCCUACGCCAACCACCAGGCUCUCGGCAUCGUGGGCAGUGCUGGCCAAGCCCAGCCACUCUACAUCCAAAGCCUGGGCCGCACACCCGUAUUGUACAAGAUGACGAGCCCACAGUCCGGCGGAGCAGUCAGGACUCACUCAAGCACACUGAAGCGGCCUCACACACCGACGUCACCACCCCUCACGUCACACUCCCAGGGCGGUUACCAGACACCCCAGUUCACCUACAAGGCACAGGUCACCGCUUACGGUUCCAAGCUCGUACCAUAUCCGACGGUCGUGACGUCCGGAGCAUCGCAGCAGUCUCCGGUCUACUACGCACCUCACCACAUAAUUUCUGGUGGCGAAACGGCCGGGUCUCCAAUCUACGGUGCAUACGCGUCACAGUUCGCCGCUCCUCACCCCUCGGCGGCGACGGAGCUGACGUUGAAGCAGCACAGCGUCGUGACGCCCACCUCGUCUUCAUCGUCACAGCAAGGGCAGGGUUACACGCACAUCUCACAACAGGCUUUCCAGAAGCACCUCGAACAUGGCAGCAGCAGCAAGGGAACUACAUCGUCCUCAUCGACUUCGGGCAACGGCUAUGGCGACGAAAAGUUUUAUGUCCAGACGAGCGUGAUCCCUCGGUCUUCGCUCUCGGGUUCGCUUGUGACGGGUCAGCCGGUUGUGUCCGUGUCACGCCAAGUGAACGGCACGUUUGCGGGUCAAAGCCGUCAUCAGUACACUAGUCAGUCGGGAACGCGAUUCUACUGAACCCACCAAAGCACACAGUUUUGUGUUGUUGAUCUUGCUUUUUUUUACUUUGGUUGUUUGUUUUGCUUUUUCUUUUAUGACCAUGUUUUGGAAUGUCUGCUUUGUUCCAUGCUGUUCUCUAGCUGGAAUAUGGCAGCAUCAAGUCAUACAUGUCCAACAUGUCUUAUUCUAUCUUUCUUUUUUUUUAACUGUUUGUUUGGGGCGAUAGCAGUAACUAAAUGGUAUGGAUUGCGGCUGUGUACAUGACACACACGUACAUCACGAUGUGUGUCACAUAGUUGCAUGUGCGUCACAUAGUCACAAGUGUUGUUGUGCAUGUGGAUCAUGCACACAUUCUGAAUCCAUUACCUUUUUUCUUUUAUUGUUUUUGUUUCUGGGGGUGUGUCACAAGGGCCAUGCUUACGUCGAGUGCCAUAUGAAUGGGUUUUUGCAUAAUCUCGUUAUCUGCAAAAUUUGCAACCAUCAGCUAUUCAUUCCAUGCAGCAAAAACCUUCGCGUAACGACUUUGGUCAGUAUUCACAGCUUUUGGUUAACAUGCAUUGCUGUACAUAUACAUGUAAGCGACACGUGGAGUGAGCUGUUGUCGUCAACGACGAAUUCUCAAGCACCAGAAUCUGCUUCCGUUCUUCACAUGGUUUGAAACAAAUGUUGAUUCUUACUGUUUCCAAAGCACUCCCAUGUGAUGGCGCGAAGUGUGGCAAAGCAGUUAUUUACGACUGCAGCCAUUACACAUCGUCUCAUCUCCAGCAGCUGAAGCAACAUCUGAAGAUUCUUUUCCAAUUUCAAAGUUAUUCACUUCAAUCACAUUCAAGGACUUAACGUCCUGGACAUGGACAUACCUAAUAGGGACUGUUUUGUAACCAGUUUCAAGGACAGUUUCACAUGAUUGCCACUAAGCACACUGUUGUUGGUUGCACUCAUCUCGCAUCUGGUCAUUUAAUAUUUUUUUUUCUUCCACGACUGAGGUGACUGAAACCGCGGGUGUCGUUGAUCUCGUAAAAUGAUGUUAGCAAUAGCCCCUUGUUUUGUUUUUGCGCCCGAUCGUGAAUUGCUUUGCACGCAAUAAAAGCAAGCGUCUUCACUGAAGUUACAAACUUUUCAUCAGUUGCAGCUAACGUGUCUUCUAUGCAGCCAUGUCUGUAUCUAUAAGCCUUGUCUCAAAGUUCCUGUAGUACUGACCGUAUCGUAAUGUUACAACAUUGCGUACAGUGACGUACAAGAUGUUAUGUUCUCCAUUACGUUGUGUUUGGCUUGGUAACGUGCCUGCACCUGCAUUGAUUGUAGUGGUGCUCAGGAACUGCCAUGUUUCGGGCAAUACCAAUUUGUCUAACCACCGAGUCAGUGCAUGCAAUUUAAACUGUAGCCGACUGUGUACGUAUUCUGUAUAUGCAUGUCCCCGUGUCCCUUUCUUCGACGCUUUUUCGCGUAUGCAAACUGCAACCACUAAUCUUCACGUCCACCCUCCGAUAUGCAACGUAACCAUGUGCAAGUCGCGAUCUGUACUAAACACUCCUCUAUGCAGACGGUUCGUCAACUCUGGGGCGGCCUUCUAACUCACCUUUUUGCAGCUGCUUCCAUUACAGCCCAAAGUUGAGCCUAACUCGUACCAAUCCCAAAGAUGUGAAGUUUGUGUAAUACACUGGUACUUUAAUGUAACUUUUGUCAUAUUUACAAAGCAUAUUUCUAUUGUUUACUCAUAUGUCAAAAGAAAAACGCACAUCAUAGGGUACUGUUGGUGUGAUGGCAAUGCUUUGCUCAGUAUUGCCACGGUUUAUUGGUGGACAAACUAGUGCACACGUGCAGUGUUUUUCACUCAUGCCAGGUUUCCUUUACUUUGUGCUGAUGACAUUGGUGAGUGAUUUCUGUCUUGAAUUGUUGAGGGAUAAAAUGGGUCACCUGUCACGCUUUUUGAGAAGGCAACAUUUCUCUCAUUCUUGACUUGUCACUGACCAUACUUUAGAAGCCUAUCGGCUUGCGGCAGACGAAUCCCGGUUGGUCGCCUGGUCGGUGCAAUAACAGUACUUUUAGUGGCAGCCACAGCCAGGCUGCCUCCAGUUCUUCACAUCCGCUUACACGUUCCUCUUAGCAGUGUAUCACACUGUACAUACUAGUAAAGGCCACGUUAAACAUGGGGUGAAAAGGAUGUGGUGGUGCUUACAGCCUCUUGAGGUUUGUACACCUCAGAACAAUGUCUCGGCUCACUUUGUGUACGAUUGUUCCUUCGCUUGCUGUGUGCUGUGCAGUAUCAAGAGUUGAGCUCUCAUCUCCGGCCUUGUCUUGUUGACCAUAUCCUGCAAUGUGCAUUCUUUGUUUCGGAGUAUGCCGUUUUGCCGAUUUCAAUUGAAGCUUCACAUUGUGUACUUUUUUGUUUGUAUGCCAACCCUUGUUAACCUGCUCAUUUCUCGAUGCUUACAAUUUGAACAUGUAUAUAUGGUUCUGCUAUUUGAAAGCAACGAAAGACUAGCAUUGAACAGCUUUAGCUGCGGGCACAAGUACUGCAAACAGAUCGAAGAAUUUAGGAUUACCAGCCGAUUGAGGUUACAGCCGCUACCAGUGUUCUACCACUGUGUUCAAGUUCACAGUAGUAAAUUUAAAGUAAAAAGCUUAUUUCUCGAUGUUCAUCACAUCCUUUUGGUCCACUUUCGCUUCUCAUGCAACUUAGGGAACUUUUUGGGUCUGUUGAAAAGUUCACGAAGUUUGCCGAGAUCGUGUAUAGUUGCGUCCUACUCUUUUUUUUUUUUUUUUAGAGCCUGUCUGCAGUACUCCAUUGCCUCCUCCCUAGCAUUCUGUUCACAAUUAAGUUCUUGCUUCAAGUGACGUUGUGUACAAAAGGCGUGCCAUUUGUGGAAAUAUUUUCCACUUUAAUGAUUAUUAUUUUUAAUGUGCAGCGAACGCAUCUUCAUCUUCUCACGUGACCGUACAUUUUGUUAUUAUGCAAGUCCCCCGCAUUGCAGCACUGUCCAUACAACAAAAAACGCAAAGUAUCUAUUUGGAGACUCGUCGAUUGGCACGAUCAGGGCCAGCAGCCAGGUAUCGUCGCAUAAAGAUUUUUAAAAUAAGGCGUACAAGAACAGAGCCUUUGAUAAGCUGAGAGUGUUGCUACUGAGACAUCCUUUUCAGUUGGACAUAUAUUAUAAUACACUUGAACCUCGUUAUAAUGAAGUCAUAUCCGGCUUAAAAAAGCUUUCAUUUUAUCUGGUAUUCGUUUAAGCAGAUACUGUUAGCGUGCUGCCAUUCGUGAGAACCGCUUGUGUUGUCUAAUGUUUUCAUUAUAAUUACAUUCAACUGUACAGUUAAGUCAACGAACUAGAUAAGAAGUUGCAUCCACCUACCAUCUCGGCAAUAGUACGGAUAAUUGGGCUACAAUCUCAGCAAUGUUGGUAUUACAGUGUUUGGGACUUUGGCUUUGUUGCAGAAGCUAUCAACUCAUUUGCCUGCGGGGCAAGAAAUUUCCACUGGAUCACGUGAAAGUUGUUGUACUCUUGAGACGACGCACUGCGGUAAAGAACAUUGUUUAGGUCUACUCUCAGCCAAGGAGAACCAAGCACCAGUUCACAAUUUUACACCGUCACCCCGCUGCUUAUCACACCGCUGCUGAGAGCCCUUCUCUCGUGUAUCGAGUGCGACAGAGUGCAAGGGUUCGAUGGUACGCUUGCACACACCAUGCAACUUUGAACAGCAAACAACUGUUACCGUUUUCAUUCUUGCAGAGUCAUGCGCAGCACUGUCUGCAUUUCCCCACUGGCACUACUCUCACCAUGUUGAAGGCUCUGGAAGGAAAUUGUGAAGUGGCAUGCGGUUGCACAAAACUUAAGCUUCCCACAUGAAGCUCUGUUUGCGUACCAACCUUGACACUGUAGUUGUAUUAUUGGCCACCAGGUGGCACUAGCAUUUUAAUGCUAGCAUCUCAUUGGUAGCACUCUUGUCGUGUUGAGGGUUCCGAAGAAAAUCCUAAAAUGGCAUCUGGUGACACUAAUCUCGAGGUUCCUCCAAAAAGCUUCAUCUGCAUUGGAAUUGCGGUACUGUAGUUGAGCUUUUGACCACCAGAUGACACUAGCGAGGGUCUAGCGGGACGCUGAUACACCCAUAGCGUGCGAUGCCUUGUAGCCGUGCCGACAAAGCGAGUUUCUCCGGUUCAACAUUUCUCACUCCCUUCCCAGCACCAUACUUGCCAACCAGUACAGCUGCUAGCAGUUUGUUUACUACCCUGCCAUCGAUUUUUCUGUACACCUUUGAAGAAACCCAAUUCAGAGCCUAUAUAUAUACAUAUAUCUAUACAAUAUAUAAAAAAAAAUAUAUAUAUAUACACUCAUAUAUAUACACAUAUGUAUACAAGAUUUUAGCGUGGAGCAUUUUGCCAAAGGAAAGCCAUGUCAUUUUUUUUUUUGUGUCAUUUCUCUCCUCUCCACUCUUUCCUGCCCAGUUAUGUUUUUGUUGUAAAUUGACAUUGCAACAAUAAAGGGAGCCAAUAUACUGUCUCAA
This is a messenger RNA of Rhipicephalus sanguineus (brown dog tick), 5857 nucleotides long. Its product is annotated as G protein pathway suppressor 2. Gene Ontology annotation, cellular component: transcription regulator complex. Gene Ontology annotation, molecular function: transcription coregulator activity. The record is from RefSeq and is a predicted model, not a curated record. The transcript has 2 exons. Lineage: Eukaryota; Metazoa; Arthropoda; Arachnida; Ixodida; Ixodidae. The coding region runs from base 272 to 1375 and encodes 367 amino acids. Gene Ontology annotation, biological process: regulation of transcription by RNA polymerase II.